This is a messenger RNA of Dreissena polymorpha, 4396 nucleotides long. RefSeq lists its product as uncharacterized. Lineage: Eukaryota; Metazoa; Mollusca; Bivalvia; Myida; Dreissenidae. The coding region runs from base 322 to 1992 and encodes 556 amino acids. The transcript is spliced from 6 exons. Gene Ontology annotation, molecular function: protein binding. The record is from RefSeq and is a predicted model, not a curated record.
UCUGUAUGCAUGCAGAUAAGCAAUGAACUAGCGGUAUUAAAGGCCGGUGUGUAGUGAAAUUUGUGGAGCCGGAAGUACAAAUAAAAAACUCGAUUAGUGUCAAGUUAUUCUAGUGAUUCUGUGCUUUGCACACAACAAGUUUGCCAAUCGAUAUACGAAUCAAUAACCAAUCAAUAGUAACUUACUUAACAGGAUUUGUAUGUAAACCUGUUUUUAUUCAUCGAGUGGUUUAAGUAAGCAUUGUUAUGUGCGUGUGAGUUAUGCGACGUAACAAGACACGGUUAAUACUGUUGCAAAAUCAGUUUUCUCCAAAACGUGAAUAUGGAGACGCCUGCAAAGUCUGACAUAUCUUUGAAGAGUAUUAUAAUGUCACAUCGCGGUAUCAUUAACGUUAUGUUUCCUAAACCGGUAACAAAACCAGGUAAAAGCGGUGUGCAUGAGCCCAAGCGACUAGUAAAGACGAUGGAUUUCGACGUAGAGAAGAACGACUACAGCGUGCCCGAGUUCUACGAGCGCUUUGGUAAGGAACUGCCUCAAGUGAUCAUGAUAAGUCAAGGAUUCUUUGGAGACAUCGUGGAAGACACGUUCGAUAGAGAAAUGAUUAUUCGCAUCCAGACGGUAUCUAAGCAACGUCGCGUGGUCGCCAGGGCCGACAUGGGAGAUCACUCUAAACUGAUCAGCAUCCCGUUUACAUACCCUGAGAAAGUCUGUUUCGUCAAAAAACACAAAUUGAGCAAAGAAAAAACCAUAAAGGAGGUCAUCGAACAUCAGAGCCUGCCAUGUGUCGUGGAGUUCCCCAGGGACAGAACCAUCAGCGUGGGCGGCCAGAACAUCAGCACCAACCACAUCCCGAAAUUGCAGCUUCAGAAAGCUUUUGAUGAAAUGUACUUGCUGGGAAACUUCAUUGUCGACGGCGUCAUGGGACCAGACGUGGUGAACGUGCCCCUGUACCUGUCUAAACUUCGCAUGGCGCGCGUAAUUGGCCUAAAGAACACGCCUCCCCAGAAAUGGCGGGGUUACCUUGAGGAAUUGGAGCGCUUUAGUUCCUAUCUGAAAUACGACAAAGAGUACGGAAACCAAGGAAUUGCCCAAUACGACCCGUCAGCGGUUCAUUCUGACGCCAUUUACUCCUUUGUUGAACCACAGACAUACUCUAACAUAAUCUCGGUGUUUCAACAUCGCCGUGGGAACGCCGUAGAUAACCCAAACUACCAACUGACCGACGUGAACCAGCAUGGAGACAACACGUACGAUACAAUCGGAGUGGAACGCGAGUCCGCGAUUCACAAUGCCAAGACAGAAACUCACAGGCCAUCAUUGUCGCCGUUUUACUUCCGUCGAACACAAGCUCAGGGUUCGACUUCCCUAAUUUCACAGGCGGUUAAGUCAACACAUGGAAGCCUACAAUCAAUAGGACCAGAAAAUCAUUCUUUCCAAAAAUUGAACUACAGUCCGCUUAACGACACAAACACAAAGGUUCCCCCACCUGUCGCGAUCAAGCCCCCAAGGCCACCUCCGCAGAUUCUAGAGAUGCAAGGCAGUCCGAAGCUUCCCGCGCGCCAACCAAGGCCUCCUUCACAGAUUCCGAGUCUUACCGUCAAACACAUCUACUCGAAUGACCUUCCCCGCAAGUCCAUUCGCCCUUUCCAACCGGAACUCAAAGAAGCAAGUGAACUUAAGCAGGAACGCUCAUCAAAAUCCGAUCAGCUAAGCAACACUUUGGAUUCACCAAAAAAGCCAGACGAGGUUCGUAAACCGUUACCAACGGUCAACGACAACCUUGAUGUUAUCAAACUGUCUAUUAACGAUGUAUGUGGUUACCUUAAAGUGCUGCAUCUUGAUAAAUAUGAGCCCAAGUUCCGAGAUAAUCUUAUUGAUGGUUCGCUGUUGGUCGCCCUGUCCAAAGAAAAUUUUGAAAAAGAGUUUGGUAUGAAUGGGCUGGAAGCGGUGAGAAUAUUAAAGUUCUCCAAAGAAGGUCAUUUGCCAAGGUAGAUAACAGCGGCUGUAAGUCGUUUGUGUCUUUUGGAAAAACCUAAAUCUUCAUAAAGGCACUUGGGCUUCCAAUGUUUUAAACGCAGUUUUUACGUAAAAUAAUACACUGCUUACGUUUGUAAUACACAUGUAUUAUAGUAUUUAACCAUAAGUGGUGCAACUUCUUUCAUCAUUAUAGACGAAAAAUGCAGUUAUGUAACACACUCUUCAUAAAGAAAAAUAAUACGAAAUUUUUUAUGUGUCUUUAUAAUUUGUAUAAUCAUAUUGAACUUAUUAAUUUCAUACCAAAUGUUCGUUUGAAAUGUGCUUAUAAACUAGUGAGAUAGUUGAUAUUGUUUUAUCUUAUUUUUAUUUUAAUGGCACAUUAUGUUAUCAGCUCAGCAAUUGAGUGACACACUCGUUUUCUUCUAAAUUGUUGAGUAUAUACAGAAUUAGUGAGGGAAACCACUCGUUAAAUCUUUUUCCAAUAAUGCUAUUAUUGCAGAACGUCAUAAAUAACAAAUAUAUACACUUUGUCAGAUGGAUGAACAUUGUCAAUAAUAUUACGUGCAGCAAACGUUUAAUGUUAAGUUAGGUUAAGUUUCAACGGCUUAAAGCACGUUUAGUUGUUUGAGAAACAAAUGUGCACAGUUACAUAUGCAAGUAUACGCCCAUGUCAAUUUGAAGCUUCAUAAAGAUUCAAUAGAUAUAUAUUGCAUUUAUUAUUGCAUACCUUAGAACAUUUUUUUAACUGCAUCGUAUAUUUAAAUUGAGUGUGAGAUAUCGAUUGCUAUUGUAAUUUCCAUUUGUACCUGUCGUCAUCAUCAUCAUCAUCAUCAUCAUCAUCAUCAUCAUCAUCAUCAUCAUCAUCAUCAUCAUCAUCAUCAUCAUCACCAUCAAUUCCUUCACCGGUUCGGAGGGAUACAUUGUACCUGUAUGAAAUAUUAAGUCUUGUGAACGUUUUAUAUCUUCUCAAAUGAUACCAAUAUCUUGCUAAAACUUGUGUAAGAUGUUCUGUUCAUGGCGAUAAUAAUACAGCCCUGCACUAAGAAUCAUGGUAUUGCAGUUUUAUACUUUUACUUUUUUUCAACAGAAUUGUUCUCUUUUCGAAUUCUUUAUAUAGACUGUGCACGUUGUAAACGCUUGUUUAGAGCGACGCAUAUCUUGCUGUAUUAUUCUGUAUUAAUUUCACCCGUUGAAGCCGUGUUUUCUACUUUUCUACUGUUGUUUUUGCAUGACGCUUUUUAAUGAGCAACCGUUUGUUUAUUCAAUGACAUUGUUAGUUACAUUCGUUUCUUAUGUCAAUAUUUCAAAUAUACAUUUAAUCAUAUAUUUAAACUCGACAGCAGUCUGUUUAGCUAAUAUUUAAUUAUGUGGCUCAGAUUAAUUAUGCAUAUAAUACUUUUCUAUGAUUCCAUUUUACAAAACGCCAUAAAAUGUCUUUAUCAUCUUAAACUUUAUUUGACAAUAUUGAAUAAUAAUGAACCACCAACAAGACAAAUGGACUACCCGUUGUAAAUUUAUAUAUCAAUUGUAAAAGUGUCCAUUAAUGCAUAUUUAUACCGGCGAAAUAUCGGUAUAUAUGCAAUUAACUGUUAAAAAAGAAGACUGAAUAAUUGCAUAUUUCCAUAAAUAUUAACAAUUAAAUCAAACCUUAGUUGUAUCAGUUUAAAAACAACUGUAUCAUCACCACGAAGUAAUGUGUGUGUGAAAAGUGGCAUAUUACCCAAUAGUAAGACGCAGGACAAACUAGACUAGACACACAAGUCCAUAACGAACAUAAACAAUAUGUUAAAACAAGGUUACCGCCCCUGAACGGUCAUACCAAAACCUGGUCCUUAGAUCCCUACUGUGUAGGGCUCUUAAAUGAGUGUUUCACGUGAUACUGUCAAAUGGACAGACACAUCCAACAGUGAAAUUACCAGAGCUGUAUUUUGUUUAAAUGUUCUAGAUGUUUUUGAUAAACUAGAAAAUAUAAAAAUCAAAAUUAAUUAAAAAGGUAAAAGUGUUUUGUUUUAUUUCCAUAAACAUUUUUUUUGACAGAAGUAGUGAAAAGUACUGCACUUCUUUUCAGAUAUAUGAAACAAACAAAAUUCUUAUCAAAGUGUACGGCAUGAAAUCUUUCCAUUGUUUUUUUAGCAUUCCUCAAAAAAUGGCUUACACUUUUUUAUCAGGUAUCAAUCUUCAAAAUUAAGAAGCAAUAUAACAACUUACUUUAACUUGAAAGUGCAAUGUGUGUAUAGUAUGGAUAUUUGUUUGAUUACCUUAUUUGUACUUAUUAGUAAUAAUUCAAACAAUGUUGGUAUAUAAUCAUUCACUUAUUGCUUUUUAAAUCUACAUAAACUGCGUGUUUAUUGCUAUAUAGUUCAGUUAUAUGCUGUCUUAACUGUGUUGUUUUUAACAUUAAAUUCCAUUUUUAAUUUCA